GCAGAAGCCAAACGCCACAUCAGUCUUCUUCAUCACCCUCACUCUGCAACAAAAUCUCCAUUGAAGCAACAGAAAGAGAGUUAUGGAGGUAGAGCCAGAAGAAAUGAAGUGUCUAGGAGUCGUUGGGAUCUACAGAGAAGCCUACAAGAUCAUCUUCUCAUGGAGGAAGAUCUUCACCCAUAUCACCCUUGCCUUCAUCCUCCCACUAUCCUUCAUAUUCCUAGCUCAUAUCGAAGUAUCCGAUUAUCUCUUAGCCAACAUCAUCGACAAUGAAAACAAUUUGGUUGAAACUCAAAUCGGCACUCUGAAAUACAACAAGAUAUCCCAUCUCCUUUUCUCCAAAUACGCCACUCUCUGCCUUUUCAAAGCCGCAUACCUCCUCUUUACACUCAUCUUCUCCCUUCUAUCCACUUCCGCUAUAGUUUACACCAUCGCUUGCAUCUACACCGGCCAAAAAGUGACCUUCACCAAGGUCCUGACCGUAGUCCCCAAGGUCUGGAAGAGGCUCAUACUCACCUUCUUAACCAUCCUUGCAGUGGUCUUCGUUUAUCACAUAAUUGCAGCACUUUUCCUGAUUUCAUGGAUAGCGUUUAUGGCACCUACCAAUACCGGUUUCUUAAUUUUGUUCUUUCUGGUCGUCUUUUACUUGGUGGGGCUUGUGUACAUGAGCAUAGUCUGGCAACUGGCUAACACAGUAUCGGUGUUAGAAGACUCGUAUGGGAUUGAAGCGAUGAAGAGAAGUAGUGAACUGAUAAAAGGAAAGACGGGUGUCACGGUCUUCAUCUUCUUUAAGCUGGGUUUUUCUUAUAUCAUCAUACAAGCAGCAUUUCAGAGGCUGGUGGUGCAUGGCGAGUCGCUGGACAUGAUCAAUAGGGCAGUGUAUGCGAUUAUUUGCUUCUUGUUUCAUGCCAAGUUAGUGCUCUUUGGGCAUGCUCUUCACACUAUUAUCUACUUGGUCUGCAAGUCCUACCAUAAUGAAAAUAUUUACAAGUUGGCUUUAUCAGAUCACCUUGAAGCUUAUUCUGAUCAUCAGGACUAUGCACCUUUGAAGGGGGAGGAUGUUAAGCCCGGGCAACUCUCGGUUUGAUCUUCUUUCGUCUAUAGAUACCAAAAUUAGGCAGCUGUAAUGUUUGUUUAAUUAUGGAUAUCUAUAUAGGAGUGAGACUAUGAUGAUAAAUGAAUCAAGUCUGUACCUAAUUCGAAUGAAUAAUAAGUCAAUUGCUGGAAUUGAGUACCUAAUGUCUUACUUCGUCUGAUAAAAUUAAA
Messenger RNA from Vitis riparia (riverbank grape), 1266 nucleotides. RefSeq lists its product as uncharacterized. Bases 83 to 1087 code for a protein of 334 amino acids. The record is from RefSeq and is a predicted model, not a curated record. NCBI's taxonomy places the organism in Eukaryota, Viridiplantae, Streptophyta, Magnoliopsida, Vitales, Vitaceae. The transcript has a single exon.